Durotheca rogersii is the source of this 1425-nucleotide messenger RNA. Its product is annotated as carbohydrate-binding module family 1. Bases 1 to 1425 code for a protein of 474 amino acids. Gene Ontology annotation, molecular function: cellulose binding; hydrolase activity, hydrolyzing O-glycosyl compounds. The transcript is spliced from 5 exons. The record is from RefSeq and is a predicted model, not a curated record. Gene Ontology annotation, cellular component: extracellular region. NCBI's taxonomy places the organism in Eukaryota, Fungi, Ascomycota, Sordariomycetes, Xylariales, Xylariaceae. Gene Ontology annotation, biological process: cellulose catabolic process.
AUGUCUGCGAAGAAGCUUCUCAUCGCUGCUCUGAGCUCAGCAGCUCUAGCCGCCCCCUUCGAUAGCGUAGUCGAAGAACGUCAGGAGGCUUGUGCACCUGCCUGGGGCCAAUGCGGCGGGCAAGGCUGGACGGGAGCUACAUGCUGCGCGUCCGGAAGUGCAUGUGUCGCGUCCAGCGAGUGGUAUCAUCAAUGCCUUCCGGGAGCUGCAGCCACUACUAGUAGCACGACGUCGAGGAGCUCUACCACGGCCCCUGCGCCCUCAACCUCGUCCACUACUAGGCCUACGGUUACCGUUAGCAGCACCGUAACGACAAGUGCUUCCAUUCCGGUGGGAAGCGGUACGGCUUCAUGGACCGGAAACCCGUUCUCGGGCGUCAAGAUGUGGGCCAACUCGUACUACGCCUCAGAAGUCUCGGCCUAUGCUGUCCCUACUCUAGGCCCUGGUGCGGCGGCUGUUGCCGAGGUUCCCAGCUUCCAGUGGCUUGACACUCGAGCCAAGGUCCCGUUGAUAGCAGAGACCUUGGCGGACAUUCGCAAGGCUAACCAGGCUGGCGCCAACCCACCUUACGCCGGUAUUUUUGUUGUCUACGAUCUUCCGGACCGUGACUGCGCCGCCGCGGCGUCGAACGGCGAGUAUGCGAUCAUCGAUGGCGGUGUUCAGAAAUACAAGGAGUACAUCGAUGCCAUCGUCGAACUGUUCAAGGCCUACUCCGAUAUUCGGCUACUCCUGGUCAUAGAGCCCGACUCGCUAGCCAACAUGGUCACGAACUUGAAUGUCGCGAAGUGCGCAAACGCCCGCUCUGCCUAUGAGGAGUGCUCGAAGUACGCCAUCCAGAAUCUGGAUCUGCCCAACGUCGCUAUGUACCUCGACGCCGGGCACGCGGGCUGGCUCGGGUGGCAGGCGAACUUGGAGCCGGCCGCGCAGAUGUACGCGCAGCUAUACAAGGAUACCGGGUCGCCUAAGGCGCUGCGCGGACUAGCCACCAACGUCGCCAACUACAACGCCUGGAAGAUCAGCUCGUGCCCUUCGUACACGCAAGGCAACACUAACUGCGACGAGGAGCGGUACGUGAAUGCGCUGGGGCCGCUGCUCUCGGCCAACGGCUGGGACGCGCACUUCAUCACCGAUACGGGCCGCAGCGGCAAACAGCCGACGGGCCAGCUGGAAUGGGGCCACUGGUGCAACGUCAUCGGUACCGGCUUCGGCCCCCGCCCGUCGGCCGACACGGGCCACGAGCUGCUCGACGCCUUCGUCUGGAUCAAGCCCGGCGGCGAAUGCGACGGCACCAGCGACACGACCGCCGCCCGGUACGACUCCCACUGCGGCCUGGCCGACGCGCUCAAGCCCGCGCCCGAGGCCGGCGCGUGGUUCCAGGCCUACUUCGAGCAGCUGUACAAUAACGCCAACCCGUCUUUCCAGUGA